Condylostylus longicornis is the source of this 8378-nucleotide messenger RNA. It is a transcript of the gene Nf1, whose product is annotated as neurofibromin. The transcript is spliced from 21 exons. Lineage: Eukaryota; Metazoa; Arthropoda; Insecta; Diptera; Dolichopodidae. The record is from RefSeq and is a predicted model, not a curated record. Gene Ontology annotation, biological process: regulation of GTPase activity. Bases 1 to 8271 code for a protein of 2756 amino acids.
AUGGCUACACAAAAGCCCGGUGAAUGGGCGAAUUCCAUAUUGAUACGUUUCGAGGAAACGUUACCAAACAAAAUUGGAUUAAUAGGAUCACAAAGGAUAAAUCAAGAGCAAUUAGUAAAUUGUUUAAUUCAAAUAUCUAGAUAUAGGUUUUCCUUAGUAAUUUCGGGUUUAACAAAAAUGCUACAAAGGGUCAAUGAAUCUGCACUUAUAUAUCGAGGACAUGAACCUGAAAAAUAUUAUUAUGAUUCCAUAAUGAUUAUAUUAACUACUCUAGAAAAAUGUCUUUCAAACCAAUCAAAAGAUACUGCAAGGUUCGAAGAAGCAAUGAAUGUGAAACUAUUACUCCGUGAAAUAUCUCAAUUUAUUGAUAUACCGACCGAUAACAGCACUCAUGCAACACAACUGAAAAAUCUUGCAUCAAAAGUCCUGUUUGCGUUGUCGCAAAAUCAUUUCUCAGCAGUAUUUAAUCGAAUCUCAGCUAGAAUACAAGAAUUAGCUUCUUGCUCGGAGGAAAAUCCUGAUUAUAGUGAUAUUGAACUUAUUCAACACAUUGAUAUGGAUAUGGCUAAAUUGACUAAAUUACUUCAAGAAACUAUUCAGAAAUUCAGAUCAAAAAAAGCCCCACCGUUAAUAUUAUUGAAUUCUCUUGAAAAGGCUAUAUGGAACUGGAUUGAAGUACAUCCUCAAGAGUUUCAAGACUUACAAAGGGGUCUUAACCGUGAUAUAACUACCUGCUGGGAGCCCCUUUUAGAUUUUGUAGAGGCCUAUAAGACCGAAAAUAAGAAAAACAAAACAUAUGUUUGGCCAUUACAAAUGCUGCUAUUAAUUUUAAAUCCUCCUGCUUUAGAAUCAACUGUCAAUGAGCUUCAACAUAUGGACAAAGAAAAAGAUAAGGAGCGUGAUAGAGACAAAGAUAAAACACAGGGAAAAGAUAAAAUGACAACAACCAGAGAUAAAGAUUCGUCAGCAAAACAGUUUAUUGAAACAGUGAAAAAAAGUCUAGGUCCGCAUGCCCCUUCAAAACAAGUAACUGAAUCUGCUGCUAUAGCCUGUGUUAAAUUAUGCAAAGCAUCAACUUAUAUAAAUACGGCUGAUUCAAAUCAUGUUAUAUUUAAAUUAGUUCAAUACAUAAUGAAUGAUUUAAAAGCUUUACUUUUCAAUCCUGCUAAACCGUUUUCCAGAGGUUCGCAAGGCUGCAGUCAAGCAGAUAUUGAUUUAAUGAUUGAUUGUUGGGUAUCUUGCUUUCGUAUUAGUCCGCAUAACGUCGAUACUUUAAAAGUUUGCCUAAAUUUGUCGUCUCCUCCUGUGUAUCAUUUAGUUAUUGUUCAUUCAUUACUAAGAAUUGUACGGCAACAAAGAUUACCAUGGUGGCCUCAAACAGAUGUUGUUCAUUAUAGAUCAUCUGAACUGAGAGCGCUUUUUACUGAUACUUUAAAUAAAGCAACGCAAGGUUAUAUUGCUCACACCCCUUUAAGAAUGAUAACAUCUUUGACCCUAAAAUCAAAAGAUACUCAAAAUAGAUUAGCAAGGCCCGAUGAAGGUCCUGGACAUAAGCAACUUCUUUUGUUAAUGGUGCGACUCAUUCAUGCUGAUCCCACGCUAUUAUUAAAUACUCAAGGAAAAGUAGCUCACGAAGUUCAAAGUUCAACGCUAGAAUUAAUAAAUGGUUUAGUUAGUUUGGUUCAUCAACCAACAAUGCAUGACGUGGCACAAGAAGCGAUGGAGGCAUUGUUGGCCUUACAUGCACCAGAAAAAAUUGAAGUAUGGAAUCCCGAAGCGCCAAUAAACACGUUUUGGGAUGUUAGUUCCCAAGUAUUGUUUUCAAUAUCCCAAAAACUGAUACAACAUCAGAUAGCUAAUUAUACUGAUGUUUUGAAAUGGCUUAGAGAAAUUUUAAUAUGCAGAAAUACAUUUUUACAACGACAUAAAGAUUACGCACAUGUUGGAAGUCAAAUUGCGAUUUGUAAACAAGCACAUAUCAAACUGGAGGUUGUGUUUUUUAUGUAUUUGUGGUCUGUGGAUUUAGAUGCUGUGAUAACCGCUUUAUCUUGUUUUGGAUUGCUUUGCGAAGAAGCUGAGAUCCGAUGUGGGGCUGAUGAAAUGACUGUUGGGUUUGUAAUGCCCAAUUAUCAUAUAUAUCAAGAAUUAUCACAAAUUUCUACAGUAAAUACUGAAUCAAGGUUUGGGUUUUUCGAACAUGCUCAAGGAAGAAUGGCUUUACAGAAACGAAUUAUGUGUUUACUACGAAAUAUUGAACAUUGCGUAAAUGGAGUGCAGCCAGCAUGGGAGGAAACUUUUAGAAAUUGGGAAGCUUCCAGCAAAAUAUUGCAAUCUUAUCCAAAGUGUAAAACAGAAGAUGGACAAGCUGAACUUUUUCAUCGUGGUAUGGGAAAACGGAGGGCUAGUCAUCAGAGCUCCGAACAUGAUCUUGAAGAACAAAUUUUGGAAUGGUCUAAUAUGACGUGGUUUCUAUUAGCAUUAGGUGGUGUUUGUCUUCAAAGGCCGCGGAACACUCGGCAACUACUUCAAAGUCAAAAUAACUCAUCGUUAGGAUCACUUGCACAAAAUUCGUUAUAUUCACUAUCUAGUUCAGCUAGUUCUGGUCGCGGAUCUCUACAUCCAAGCACUAUAUCACUAGUCAGUUCAAUCGGUGCCCCACCUCAAGAAAUCCAAUACUGUCCAGUUACACAAUUUAUUGGACAGCUUUUAAGACUUCUAGUUUGCAGCAAUGAAAAGAUUGGCCUAAAUAUACAAAAACAUGUUAAAGAAUUAAUCGGUGAUGAAAUGUCUUCUCAAUUAUAUCCAAUACUAUUUGAUCAGAUACGAGCUAUAGUGGAAAAAUUUUUCGACCAACAAGGACAAGUUAAUGUGACUGAUAUUAAUACUCAAUUCAUUGAACAUACAAUUUACAUAAUGAAAUCUAUUUUGGACCCAAAUAAGUGCAACGGAAAAGAUCCACUUCCAACAGCUGAACAUCUUGGGAUUACAAGUAUCGAAGGAAUGAUGCUUGGAAUUGUACGAUAUGUUCGUCAUUUAGACAUGACAGUUUAUGCCAUUCGUAUUAAAACAAAAUUGUGUCAGUUGGUUGAAGUUAUGAUGAAAAGAAGAGAUGAUUUAGCUUUCAGACAAGAAAUGAAAUUUAGAAACAAACUUGUUGAAUACUUAACAGAUUGGGUAAUGGGAACCUCGCAUCAGAUAGCUCCGCCAACUGCAGCUGAUGCUACUAUAAUUACCAAUACCUCGCUGAUUUUUCGUGAUUUGGAUCAAGCUUGUAUGGAAGCUGUUGCAGCUUUAUUAAAGGGAUUACCACUACAACCUGAAGAAUCUGACAGAGGAGAUUUAAUGGAUGCAAAAAGUGCUUUGUUUUUGAAGUAUUUCACUUUAUUUAUGAAUCUUUUGAACGAUUGCAUUGACGACUCAUCUGAAGCUGAUGGAAGUGUACCUAGUAGUGCCCCAUUACUACCCCCACGACCGAGAAUGGCUGCAGGGAAGCUAUCAGCUCUUCGGGAUGCCACGAUUCAAGCAAUGUCAAAUCUUUUAGGUGCCAACAUUGAUUCGGGCCUAAUGCAUUCUAUAGAUUUGGGUUACAAUCCCGAUUUACAAACACGUGCUGCGUUUAUGGAAGUUUUACGAAAAAUUUUGCAACAAGGAACUGAAUUUGAUACAUUAGCUGAGACUGUUAUGGCAGAUCGUUACGAACAACUAGUUCAACUCGUAACAAUGAUUAGUGAUAAAGGGGAGCUGCCGAUAGCUAUGGCAUUAGCCAAUGUGGUAACUACAUCACAAAUGGAUGAACUAGCAAGAAUUUUGGUUACACUUUUUGAUUGCAAGCAUUUGUUAUCGCCUUUAUUGUGGAAUAUGUUCUACCGUGAAGUUGAGGUAUCUGACUGUAUGCAAACUUUAUUUCGUGGAAACUCUCUUGGAAGCAAGAUAAUGGCGUUUUGUUUUAAAAUAUAUGGCUCCAAUUAUCUGCAACAGUUGCUUGAACCAUUAAUCAGACCAUUAUUAGAUGAUACAACUACGUGUUUUGAAGUUGAUCCUGCAAGAUUAGAACCUAAUGAUGAUAUUGAACAAAAUCGUAAAAAUUUGAUUGCUUUGACUCAAAGAACCUUUGAUGCGAUUGUUAAUUCUGCUGAUAAAUUUCCACCUCAGUUACGUUCCAUGUGUCACUGUUUAUAUCAAGUUUUGAGUAAACGAUUUCCCAAUUUGUUACAAAAUAAUAUUGGUGCUGUUGGCACUGUGAUAUUUUUAAGGUACAUUAACCCUGCAAUCGUCAGUCCACAGGAACUGGGUAUAGUUGGAAAGCAAGUACCAAGUACUGUUAAACGCGGAUUAAUGUUAAUGUCUAAAAUCCUCCAGAAUAUUGCUAAUCACGUAGAGUUCUCAAAAGAACAACAUAUGCUUUGUUUCAAUGACUUUUUAAAAGCUCAUUUUGAAGUCGGGCGAAGAUUUUUUGUUACUAUAGCUUCCGAUUGUGAAUCAUUAGAUCAGCAGAUGGCGCAAAACAUGAGCUAUGUUUCAGAACCAAAUGUAUUAGCUUUACAUAGAUUGUUGUGGACACAUCAGGAAAAAAUUGGCGACUUUUUGUCAAGUAGUCGUGAUCAUAAAGCAGUUGGUAGAAGGCCUUUUGAUAAAAUGGUAACGCUAUUGGCAUAUGUUGGCCCCCCAGAGCACAAACCCGUGGAUUCCCAUAUAAUGUUUUCUUCAUAUGCUCGGUGGAGCUCUAUAGACAUGUCGUCCACUAACUUCGAAGAGAUAAUGGUCAAACAUCAAAUGCAUGAAAAAGAAGAGUUUAAGACUUUAAAAUCAAUGAAUAUAUUUUACCAAGCUGGCACUAGUAAAGCAGGGUUUCCUGUAUUUUACUACAUUGCCCGGCGCUAUAAGAUCGGUGAGACGAACGGAGAUUUAUUAAUAUAUCAUGUUAUACUUAGUUUAAAAUCAUUUUGCCACUCUCAAUAUGAAAUAGUGAUAGAUUUUACUCAUACUUGUUCUGAUAACCGUUUCAGAACAGAAUUCUUACAAAAGUGGUUUUAUGUUUUACCUGGAGUAGCUUAUGAAAAUGUCCAUGCAGUGUAUAUAUAUAAUUGCAACUCAUGGGUCCGUGAAUAUACCAAAUUCCAUGAUAGAAUUUUAGCCCCGUUAAAGGGAAAUAGAAAACUUGUGUUUUUAGAUUCUCCAAAUAAAUUAAACGAUUUCAUCGAACCGGAGCAACAAAAACUACCAGGGGCUACUCUUUCUUUAGACGAAGAUCUUAAAGUUUUUAAUAAUGCUCUUAAAUUAAGUCAUAAAGAUACAAAAGUUGCCAUUAAGGUUGGACCUACGGCCUUACAAAUUACUUCUGCCGAGAAAACCAAAGUUUUGGCACAUUCUGUUCUACUGAAUGAUAUCUACUACGCAUCUGAAAUUGAAGAAGUUUGCUUAGUUGAUGAUAAUCAAUUCACUCUUUCGAUUUCUAAUGAAAGUGGACAACUUAGCUUCAUACACAACGAUUGUGAUAAUAUUGUACAAGCUAUUAUUCACAUACGAAAUCGAUGGGAACUAAGUCAGCCAGAUUCAGUUACAGUUCAUCAAAAGAUUAGACCAAAAGAUGUACCUGGAACAUUACUCAAUAUGGCUCUUGUAAAUUUAGGUUCCUCUUAUCCGGAUUUAAGAUCAGCAGCUUAUAAUUUACUUUGCGCUUUAACAGCAACUUUUGAUCUGAAAAUUGAAGGGCAACUGUUAGAAACGAAAGGUUUAUGUAUUCCAUCGAAUAAUACUAUUUUUAUUAAAUCGAUUAGUGAAAAAUUAGCUGUAAACGAACCGCAUUUAACGUUGGAAUUUUUAGAAGAGUGCAUUCAAGGAUUUCAAAGGAGUACCAUAGAAUUAAAACAUUUGUGCUUAGAAUAUAUGACACCAUGGUUAAAAAAUCUCGUUAAAUUUUGUAAAUCCAAUGACGAUGCCAAAAAACUGAAAGUGUCGCAAAUAUUAGAGAAAUUAAUUAACCUAACUAUCGAACAAAAAGAAAUGUAUCCUUCAAUUCAAGCGAAAAUUUGGGGUUCGAUUGGUCAAAUUCCAGAUCUUAUUGAUAUGGUAUUAGAUAAUUUCUUGCAUAAAUCAAUUACAUUUGGACUCGGUUCUCCGCAAGUUGAAAUUAUGGCUGACACAGCAGUAGCUCUUGCUUCAGCAAAUGUUCAAAUGGUUUCGAAAAAAGUUAUAACAAGAAUGUGUCGUGUUAUGGACAAAACUUGCACAAACCCAACACAAUAUUUAGAACAACAUAUGAUGUGGGACGAUAUAGCUAUACUUGGAAGAUAUCUGUUGAUGUUGUCUUUCAAUAAUUGUUUGGAUGUAGCGAAUCAUUUACCGUAUCUAUUUCACAUUGUUACAUUAUUAGUUUGUUCGGGUUCGGCUUCUAUGAGAGCUUCAACUCAUGGUUUGGUUAUUAACAUUAUUCAUUCACUAUGUACCUGUACCCAACCAUCAUUCUCGGAGGAAGCUCAAAGAGUUCUCCGUUUAUCAUUGGCAGAAUUUUCAUUUACAAAAUUCAGAUCUCUUUUUGGUAUUAGUAAAGUAAAAUCAGCUGCAGUCACAGCUUUUCGUUCUAGUUGUCGUCAUCCGAACGACAAAUGGUUGGGAAAUGAAAGAGUGUCGCAGCCUUUACCUUCAGAUCGUGAACGAUUGCCAUUAGUGUCUUUAGAGGUUUUAACGGAUGCAUUGCUGGAGGUAAUGGAAGUGUGUAUGCGUGAUUAUCCAAAUUGUGACUGGCUUCAAGUAUGGACUAAUUUAGCAAGGAACUUUGCUUUUUGCUAUAACCCAGCACUUCAGCCAAGAGCAUUAAUUGUAUUUGGCUGCAUCAGCAAAAGCAUAAUAGACGUUGAAGUGAAACAGUUGCUACGUAUUUUAGUUAAAGCUGUAGAAUCUUUUAACGAUAUAAUUUUAAUAGAAGGAAUCGUAAUGUGUUUAACAAGAAUACAACCGCUAUUGCGACCCGAAUCACCAAUUCAUAAAGCUUUGUUUUGGGUUGCAAUCUCAGUUUUGCAAUUAGAUGAAAUUACAUUGUAUGCUGCUGGUUUAGCUUUAUUAGAACAGAAUCUUCAUACAUUAAAUUCUCAACAAAUAUUUGAAAAAGCAAAUUUAUCUGACGUAAUGAUGGCAACAAGAGAACCAUUAGAGUGGCAUUUUAAACAGCUUGAUCAUGCUGUAGGGCUAUCAUUCAAAAGUAAUUUCCAUUUUGCUUUAGUUGGUCAUUUGCUCAAGGGUUUCCGCCAUCCAACUCCAACUACUGUAACACGUACAACUCGUGUAUUAUCAAUGUUGUUGGGGAUUGUUUCAAAACCAUAUAAUCGCGAAAAGUACGAAGUAACACAGGAUAGUGUUGCAUAUUUAACAGCACUUGUUGCAACGUCAGAAGAAGUUAGAUCAAGAUGUCACGUAAAGCAUACUUUACCACGUUGGCCUACCGAAAUUUCAAGUAAUGAAGUUAGUGAUACAACAAAUCCUGCAAAUCCCAGUGUUUCAAUCGGAUUACCAUUAUCAAGAAGACAAAAAUCAUGGGAUAUUCUUGAUCAAUCUGCAAUUUCAUAUGCUAGACAUAAUAAAGUUCAACCACAUCAGGAGCGUGGAUCACGUUCAUCUGUUUCAAAUGAAUCAAAUGUUUUAUUAGAUCCAGAUGUUUUAUCAGAUUUAUCAAUACAAGCUCUGGUAUUAACGGUUUUAGCAACUCUUGUAAAAUAUUCAACAGAUGAAUCAGAAACUCGAGUCUUAUAUCAGUAUUUAGCUGAAGGGAGUGUUGUUUUCCCUAAAGUUUUCCCUGUGAUACAUUCACUUCUUGAUCAAAAAAUAAAUAAUAUACUGUCAAUAUCAAAUGAUCAUCUCGUUUUGAUGGCUGUGCAAAGUAUCGUACAAAAUAUGUUAGCAAGUGAAGAUCCAUCACAACAACAAUUACAUUUCUUACAAAGUUGUGGUUUUGGAGGAUUAUGGCGUUUUGCUGGACCAUUUACAAAGUAUAAUAUGAUGGGAGAAUCUUCAGAAUUAUUUGUAAAUUGUUUAGAAGCAAUGGUGGAAACAUGUUUACCAGGUGACGAAUCAACUCCUGUACCACCAUCACCAAGACCCUAUAAUUUAAGUUCAAGUUUAAGCAGUUUAACACUUGGAUCUCCGACUGACAAAGCGUUUUCAUCGGAAUCAUUAGAUCAUGAUAAUUUUGGCGGAAGCGUUAGCUCCUUACGACGUGCAUCAUGCAGCAAAGCACGACAAGUUAAACAUCGAAUUAAUGAUAGUCCAUCCCAUUGAUUAUUAAUUAAAAAUCGAAAAAAAAUUAAUUUGAAAAGACAAAACAGUAUUUAAAAGAGGCAAACAAAAAACAGAGAAAACAAAAUACAAAAAAAAUUAGAAUUACA